ACCGUGUUCGCACGCGGGUCAUUGAAGUUAAGUUAUUUGCGUAAUCGUGUGUCAAACGAAAAAUAUAAAAACGCUUAAAAAGUUAAGUUUUAAAACACUUUGGCUGAGCUGUUGCGUUCGUUCAGCCUGAAAAAGGCGGGACACUGUUAUUUUUUUCCAAUUUGUUUUUUAUAGCUUACACAACUUUCGCCUAAGUAGGUGUAAUUACGGCUAAAACAACAGUAACAAUUUUACUAUUAGGCGAACGGUCUAUACAGCCGCCAAUGGUCAGUCUUUCAAAAUGUCUCCUACAGUGAAGACGUUUUUGUGCUACUUACGUAUAAUACUUGAUAAAAUGAUAGACUAUGUCUUCUCUCUUUACUGGGAGAAAAAGAAAGAAAAAGUGCCGGAUUUAGAUGAGAAGUAUGCGUUCCUUGCGGAUAGUGCCACGACCCUGGCGAAGAAGAUCAGAGAUAAGCAGCUGAAGUCAGAAGAUUUGGUGCGCGCUGUUAUUGAACGGAUAAAACAGGUGAACCCGAUCAUCAAUGCGGUGGCAGAAGACAGAUACCUGGCUGCCUUGGACGAGGCUCGGGAGGUGGACAGGAUGAUCGAAGCAGGCCUCUCUGAGGAGGAGGCGAGGAAGAAACCAUUCCUGGGUGUCCCAUUCACAACGAAGGAGUCACAAGCUCUGAAAGGCAUGAAGUACACCAUGGGUCUGUGGCGGCGGCGGCGCGAGGUGGCUGCUGAGGACAGCGAGGCCGUGGUCAGGUUGAAGGUGGCAGGCGCCAUCCCCAUCGCCACCACCAACCUGCCCGAACUACUCAUUUGGCAAGAAACCCGGAACCCGGUAUACGGCAUGACAAACAACCCUCACCACUCCGGGCGCACUCCCGGAGGCUCCAGCGGUGCUGAAGCGGCCCUCACUGCCACCUACGCGUCUACCAUCAGCUUGUGCUCGGACGUGGGUGGGUCGACGCGCAUGCCCGCUUUCUACUGUGGCAUGUUUGGGUACCACCCCACCGCUGGAGCUACCAAUUUAAGAGGAGUAUUCUUCCGCAAGGGCGGUGAGGAGUCGAUGUUCGCUCUAGGCUUCAUCUCCAAGCACGUGGAAGACCUGGCGCCGCUGAUGACGGUGGUCGCUGGAGACAAGGCUGCCUCGCUCAAGUUGGACAGAGACGUCAAUGUUAAGGACAUCAAGUUUUACUACAUGGAGGGCAGUAAGGACUGCCUCGUCAGUCCACUCAGCCCUGGCAUGACGGCAGCUAUGAACAGGGUGGUAACCAAGAUCAGCCAAGACCUGACGUCGACGGGGAGCGGGCCGGAGAAGUACCAUCAUGAGGGUCUGGACCACAUGUACCGGUUGUGGUACCACUGGAUGAGCAAGGAGCCUGACAACUACGCCAGCUUGUACAACAACGGGGGCUCAGAAGCCAAAGGCUGGGUGGAGUUAUGUAAAAAGCUGGUGGGUCUGAGCAACCACUGCUUCUUCACAAUAAUGCGGCUGUUGGAGCUGCAGAUGAUGCCACAAGUGGACGCCGCCUGGGCUGAGGAGCUCUCCGCGAAACUCAAGCAGGAUAUUUAUGCUAAGCUGGGAGACAGCGGAGUCCUACUGAUGCCCAGCGCGCCUUACGCGGCGCCCUACCACUACACCAGCGUGCUACGCCCCUACAACUUCGCUUACUGGGCCAUCGUCAAUGUGCUCAAGUGUCCGGCUGUGCAGGUACCUCUCGGCGUCAACAGCCAAGGCCUCCCCAUCGGCAUCCAAGUUGUGGCGGCUCCAAACAACGACGGCCUGUGCCUGGCUGUCGCCAAGUACUUGGAAAAAGAAUUCGGAGGAGCUGUCAUGGCGUGCCGGAUAAAGGCGAAGUGAUUGUCAACGAUUUUGAAAGAGGGUAGAUUAAAUACUUUAGAGUUAAAUGAGAUAGACGUUGCGAAGCGCCAAAUGUAAAAUCGGGACGUAAAUGGGGAUAUGUAAGUAUAGUAUACGCGCCAGGAAAAAUGUCCCGCGGAUUUUAACGGAACAAAUAAAGAACUUUUCAGGCUCCGUUAACCAAAAAACAAUAUCUAUAGAUGGAGUUGUACAGCUUUAACGUGAUAAUUACCCAUGGUACAUAAGAGAACCAGCAGGCUUAGCACCGUAAACACGCGACUCUUUCUCGCCGCGACAGAGAUCAACUUUCUCUUUCUGUGCAGUACUGUGAGAGAGUGACGGGCUUACGGUAUGCUCAAAAGUGACAGCUGACAUUUCAAGGUUAGCCCAGCUGACGUCAUCCCACCCUGCGUUGCCAUUUUGUAAAAAAUAAAUUACCCACGACCAAUAUUUUUAUAUUUACUUUGCAAGGAAAUUUUGAACUUUUAGUAAUAGAUUUACUUACAGUUUUAAUGAUUUUUAUAUAUGUGACAAGUAAUAGUAAUUAUUUGAAUAAUAAAAUUUACGUCCUUGGAAUGUUGGAGAUACCAAUUUAAUGCUUACACAGUGGUAAAAAUUACGUCAUUAAAGGGCUAGCAAUGGUGGCUUGUCAUAGGAUCAAUCCUAUGACAAGCCACCAUUGCUAGCCCUUAACAAUUAGCACACCUGUUCGUCUUAUACCAUAAUAAUUACCUAUUCUCUCAUUACUCGGGGACAUAAGUAUUCCAAAAUACGAUGUAUUGGCAGAAGCAUAGACUACAGCUGUUAUCAUACCGGAAUAUACUUACAGGGUGUCAAAAGGGUUAAGCAGAGUCCAUAGAUAGAACACCUGUGGUACCUGAAUCACCCUCAUGUGUUGUCACUAUAAUAUUUUAUAAAUACUUACUAUUUUUUGGCCUGCCGCUGAUACUACUACCUGGUAUUACUACCUUUACUACCAUACGGCUGGUAUUACUACCUUUACUACCAUACGGUAGUGCUUGCUGCUGACGCAUUGGUUUAUAUAAACGUGGAAAGAAUUGCUUCCUAUACCUCUAGACAAAUCAUCUGGAAUGGAUUGUAUGAGGCCUGUGGGGGGGGGGAGAUGGAUUUUUGGGCUAUUCUGUAUACCUACUCAUGUAAGGAUUCAUGUCCGGCAAAUGAUCAUGUCCUAUUUCCUUCAUUCGAAAUACUUAUUUUCUGGUUUCAUUGCAUGCUUUUAUUUGAUAAGAAUAAAACUUAAUUUAAUAUUGUACUUAAUAUUUUUUACUGUUUUAUUUUGGUUUUUGAAAAUAAAGCUUUUUAACUAA
This is a messenger RNA of Pectinophora gossypiella (pink bollworm), 3177 nucleotides long. RefSeq names its product fatty-acid amide hydrolase 2-like. The transcript has 12 exons. The coding region runs from base 281 to 1849 and encodes 522 amino acids. Lineage: Eukaryota; Metazoa; Arthropoda; Insecta; Lepidoptera; Gelechiidae. The record is from RefSeq and is a predicted model, not a curated record.